Messenger RNA from Orbilia oligospora ATCC 24927, 37548 nucleotides. RefSeq lists its product as uncharacterized. The record is from RefSeq and is a predicted model, not a curated record. NCBI's taxonomy places the organism in Eukaryota, Fungi, Ascomycota, Orbiliomycetes, Orbiliales, Orbiliaceae. Bases 1 to 37548 code for a protein of 12515 amino acids. The transcript has 9 exons.
AUGUCGCGAAGACCCCCUCCCCAGGACCAUUCGGCCUCGGCUAACGAUGUGCCCACUGUCACUUCACCGGUGAAUUCUUCAUAUCCUACUGGCAUUCUGAGGCCUCCGCCGGCAAACCGUGCCAUCAGUGAACCAUUUGGCGGUUACGACGUCCCUGCUUCCUCCACUACCCCGAAUGCUCGGCCGUUAAGAUCUAUUUUGACCAAUCCGAUUCCUCCGCCUUCGGUUCCUCGUGUCAGAUUCUUGAUUCCUCAGUCAUCUACCGAAAUCCGGGAUCGUUUGGCUGGACGGGAAGGGUUGGUGGAUUCUCCUGGUUCCACCGCAUCCACCGCAUCUAGAGAUGGUGCAUAUUCGGAUUCCGACCCGGAGCAAGAAGAACAGACGAGACAGCCGAGGCGGCCGAGCUCCAGCGAACCCCGUGAUUUGAGUGAUAUCAUUGGAAGGAGUGUACGUGGAUUUGUGAAGAGAAACUUUGAUCGGAAUACUAGGACCCAGGAACAAGAACGAGAACGAGAACGGGAUCCGAACCGAGGCUCUAUUUCGAGAGGAGUGGACGAACAACCUUAUAGAACUGGGAAUAAUGGGUCUCCCGCACAAUCCGAUACAUCAGCUGUUAUCACAUCACCCGAACUGCGACGCGCUUCACUGGCUAAUACGACUGGAAGAAACUCUCCGCUACAAAGAUUUGGAGUAAGAUCGAUUAAUGAACUUCGAAAUGUUCCCUCGAGAGCUAGUACUCUUGAUUCUAUUACCCCGGAACCAAAACCUUCAAAACCUGAGGAUUUGACGAAAGCGCCACCACCACCACAACCUCAAUCACAAACAUCACAACCACAAUCGCGACCUCGUCCGGGAUCGCCGAUUAGACGUAAAAGUUCCGGUCAUGAUUCUUACCACGGACCUGGCCAAGCAGACACCUACUACUAUGGUACGCCGUUCGCUGAGCAGGAGCCUGGUGUCUACUAUGGCCCUCCACCGCCCAAGAUGCCAACCCCUCCUCCGCCUCCAGCUAUGGUUCCGCCAAAAUAUAAGCCUGGUGGCGGAUCGGCGGCUGAAUUCUAUAACCCCGAUAAUGUGGAUCCCGAUGCCGCUAUUCCCAUUCAGGAGGGUUCGCAAUACGAAUUGACCAUCACUACUGGCGCGGGUAAACCUGGACCUGGACCUCAACCACCACAACAAUCGUCUGGGUCUUUCUUUGGUGGACCGAUUACUGCAGAGCCGACCUCUUCGCUCCCUGGAGGGAUUCCCGAGACUCCGAUUAAUGCAUCCGCACCAACGUCGUUUUCAACCGCUCCAUCGAACCCUAGUUAUCCACCACAGACACAGGUACAACUUAGCUAUGCUCCUCCUACGAAACCAGGCGCUCCGUUAUCAAGCGUUAAUGCAACUGGUGGAGCCACUAUGACUACCGGAACGAUGUCCGUUAUUGACGCAGCGACGCUUGCCGAGAUGGCAUAUGAUCAAUCACUUGCAAACCAGCAGCGCCCUACAUCGACAACUACACCUUCAAAUCUGGCCAACCUUCCGCCAUUACCUCCAUCUACCGCUCCUACUUAUGCCAGUCCUUAUGCACCACCACCACAGGCUAUCAACACGAAUAUGCAGACGGUUGCCCCCCCUAGACCUUUAACCACCAUGUCCCCUGUUCCUAUUCAAUCACCAGUUUUGGUAGCUCCUAGACCGCAGCACUCUUCAAACAUGGUCCCUGCUAUUGCGGCCGCUGCCGUUGCUGGAGGUGUUAUCGGAGCAGCUGCUCAUGCAUCUCAUUCACAUUCCGCAUCUAUUUCUUCGCAAACAUCCUACUCACAAUCGUCUCAAUCUUAUAUUCCUGCACCACCAUCUCACCAACCUCCUCCACCACCUCCUUUGGCUAGUGUGACAUCUCCCACUACAGGAAAACCAAAACCCCCACCCAAACCGGCAAAGCCAUUGCUUCUUACAGGAUUUCUUGGUGGCAAAAGACCAUCGAUUUCGAGCCCGACUGUUUCUCAAACAGGGUCUUCGGUUGGAGGUAAGAUUCUUGCUACUGGAUUGGUUGGUGCUACUGCAGCUGUUGCAACUGCGUUCGCUGGCCAAUCUAGUGCUUCCGCAUCAUCUAAACCAAGCAACCUGCCCCCUCUUAUCACGAACACCGUCGUAAAGCCAUCAUCAUCAUCAUCAUCAUCAUCUCAUCAUGGUAAAACUGCUGUUAUUGUGGCUGGUACUGCUGCUCUCACCGUUGCCGCAGUUGCAUCUCACAAGAAGGAAAAGGAGAAGGAGAAGGAAAAACAGAAGAUUUCACAGAAGCCAUCCGUAACCAGCUCCUCUUCAGGCGACGUAACUAGAAUUCAUGGCUUGAAGGGCAAGGCAAAUUACAACAGACGAUCGAAUGAUAUCCGAGGAGUCAAGUUACCAUCGGCGAUGAAUACUUUCGACAGUGCCUCCAGCAGUGAUUUUCUGUUCGAUACCGACGACGAUUCUAGCUCGAGCUCGAGCUCUCAUGGUAAGAGAAGGAAACACAAGGGAAAUCACGACAAGAAGAAAGGUAAAAACCGUGCUGUCGAAGAUCUUUCUUCGAGCCAUUCAUCUAUGGACUUUGGAGGCGAUGACACAAUUGGGCGCUCAAGGGGAAAUGCUAAGAGUUAUGGAGCCCUCGGUGCUGCUACUACCGCUGCGAUGGCUAUCCCCGGAGUUGUUUCCGACCUCAACCAUUCUGAAGACGAAGGAUCAUCUCCACGAAACCGACCAGGUUCUCAUAUGCGCAAAAAGUCGACCGACUCUGAUUUGGCUUUUGGAAGAAGUGUUGGAUCGAAUGUCUCUGGUUAUACGUCUGAUUCGUCAAUGUAUUCGUCCAAGCAAAGCCCCGAAACCGGCACUGGAUUUCAGUUCUGGGCUGUCCGAAACCGAACUGGGCGACGUAAGGCACGAAGGGUCAGCAGCCGUGAUAGUAUCAACAGCGUUAAUAGCGCUUUGGGAUUCGGGGACAGCAGUGACGAAAGCAAGCCUGGUAGCAAAGGGUGGCUUCGAAAGCGAGAAUCCUUGGACUCUAAUCUGGCCUUUGGACUUAGCAGCGCUAGCACUAGUCGACGAAGCAGUCUUGCCGGAAUACGGGAUCAGUACACAAUUGAAGAAGAAGACGAUGAUGAAUAUGACAGAGAUCGUAGAAAGAAAGACCAAGAAUCUCCGACAAUGAUUAAGGCUGCGCUUGAAACUGCUGCUGCUUAUACCGCCGCUGAAGCUGCUCGACGUAAGAGCCAUGAUAGACGACCAAGCGAAGGAAUCAUUGUUGCACCUGGGCAUCGACUUAUUACGGAAGAGCAGCGUAUGGCAGAUUACGAACGUUUGGACAGAAUGAGACUUGAGGAACUGAAGAAGGAUAUCGCCCGACAGAAAGAAGCUGCCAGGCUCAGUGAACUUGAGAAUGAUCGAAAGGAGAAGGAGAAAUUCGAUCGAGAGCGAAUGGAGAGACGACGUAAAGAGGAAGAAUUCCGCAGGGAGAAGCAGUGGUUGAUCGAAGAAGAAGAGAGGAGAGGGAGUAUUCAGAGGCAGGUGACCCCACCACCACCGACCGACCCUCGUCGACCUUCUAUUCAGCAACUUCAGCCUCAAUCUUCUUCAGUACAGCGAGAAUCAAAAGAUGCAAUCAAACAGUCUUCAUCAUCAGCAGCACUUUCGGUCAAACAGGCUUCAUCGACUACUUCAAUUAAACAGACAACGUCUACUAGUUCGACGACAGCUUCGACUGUUGCGAAGGCAGCUACUGCAGCAGCUAUUGGCGCUGCGGCUGCAACUGUUAUAUUUCCCGGGAAGGGAAAGAAUAAGGAAAGCGACUCUAGCUCGACAAGUACCAGUGAAACCGACAGUAGUAUUAGUCCUCUGGUUGAUGAUACGACUUCAUGGAAAGGGAAGAAAACGGAAGGACGGGUCACUUUUCACGAUGAUAAGGAAGCGCAGAAGGAACUUGCCAAUAAAUCUUCCAAUGUUGGAAAGGUUGCUGGGGCUAUUGCUACUGCUGCUGUUGUCUCUGCGGUUGCUUCGACUGUUUUAGAAGAAAGAGAACGUGGGAAGGAGAAUGCUCCCAGCAGGAUCAAGAGUCCUGAAGUUCGACCUGAUUCUAGACGUAUGAGUACCAUUGAACAACAGCAACAGCCGCCACCAAGUCGGAUCAUGGGACCUGAAGGACGAGGAGAUCCAAGACGAUACAGUACUUUUGACCCACCGAGGAUUAAGAGUCCGGAAGGGCUUGCGGAUCCGAGGCGAUAUAGUGCUGUUGAGACUUCUAGAGAUCCUAGACGAACUGGCCCUGGUCCUGUUGGUCCUGAACCUCAGAGGGGAUUUGUACCCGUUCCUUCUGCUAUGGGAAGGGGUGGUCCUCCGCCGCCAGGAUGGGGUCGUGGACAACCUCCGCCACCUGGUGCUCCAAUGAAUAUGGGCAGAGGUGGACCUUUACCACCUGGUGCUCCUGUUAAUAUGGGACGAGGGGGACCUCCACCACCUGGGGCUCCUUUCAAUAAUGGUCGAGGGGGACCUCUACCACCUGGUGCUCCUGUUAAUAUGGGUCGGGGAGGACCUCCACCGCCUGGUGUUCCUGUUAAUAUGGGUCGAGGGGGGCCUCCACCACCUGGUGCUCCUAUGAAUAUUGGUCGAGGGGGACCUCCACCAACUGGUGCUCCUAUGAAUAUGGGACGGGGUGGGCCUUUGCCGCCUGGCGCUCCUACGAAUAUGGGACGGGGUGGACCUCCACCGCCUGGAAUGAUUCCUUCGAACAUUGGACGAGGGGGACCUUCACCACCUGGAGCUCCUGUCAAUAUGGGUAGAGGAGGGCCUCCGCCACCUGGAUAUAUUGGAAGAGGAGGACCUUUACCACCUGGUGCGCCUCCAAUCGUUGGACGUGGGGGACCUUCGCCUCCUGGUCCACCUUCAAAUAUUGGACGAGGCCAGCCACCUCCAAAUUAUCGCCCUGGACCUCCACCGCAAAUGGGACCACCACCAAGAGAUGGAAGGCCCGAACCUCCCAGAGACGCAGGACAAGAAUCAAGAGACGGAAGACCCGGACCUCCUCCACAGCAACUACCACCUCAACAACAGCGACCACAACAACCUAUGUUCGGAGUUGGUCGUGGACAACCACAGCAGCCUAUGGUCGGAGUUGGCCGUGGACAACCACCGCAAGGAUAUGGCCGGGGCCGUGGGGAACCUCCAUUGCCCGGUGUAUUCGCCUACAGUCAUGGACCACCAGUAGAAGGGCACGGACGUGGACGUGGUGAACCUCCACAACCUGGUAUGCCGUACGGCCGAGGACAACAAAUACCACCACAAGGAUGGGGCCGUGGAAGAGGUGAUAUGCCGCCACAACCUGGAACUCCCGGAUCUUAUCAACAACGACCGCCCCCUCCACCGACAAGCUCGAGCCCGGCUACUAGAGAUGCUGAAAUGGAACGUAGGAAAAGUCAGGGUACUACACUUGGUGAUGUUGUUACUGGCGGACUUAUUGGUGCUGGUGCUGCAACUGCUGUUGUUGCUAUGAUGAAUAGUAGUAAGUCUAACGACGAAGAGAAGGGGGGGAGAAGAUGGGAUGAUGAGGAGCGUGAACGUAGAUAUCGAGAGGAGGAUGAUGAUAUUCGACGAAGGAGAGAGGAUGAUGAUAGACGACGUAAGGAAGAGGAAAGGCGUAGACGGGACGAGGAAGAAGAAGAGGAGGAAGAGGAAAGGAGAGCCGCCGCUGCCGCCGCCGAAUUAGAACGACAAAGACAAGUUAAAGCCGAAGAGGAACGUCGAGCUGGACUCAGGAUCGAACAGGAACAACGACAGGUCCGAGAACGUGAGGAAGCCGAACGGAUUAGACUUGCGGAAGAAGCACGAUUUGCGGAACAAUCUAGACUAGCGGAAUUGGCAAGACAACAACGUAUACGCGAAGCUGAAGAAGCUAGACAAACAGAGUUGAUCCGACAGCGACGUGUUCGUGAAGUAGAAGAGGCUAGACUUGCAGAGGAAGCUAAGCUUGCAGAAGAAGCUCGACUAGCUGAACAGGCCAGACUUGCGGAACUAGCACGACAACAACGUAUCCGUGAAGCCGAGGAGGCUAGACAAGCAGAGUUCAUCCGACAGCGACGCAUUCGUGAGGCUGAAGAGGCUAGGCAAGCAGAGGAAGCCAGACUUGCGGAACAAGCUCGACUCGCAGAGUUGGCACAACAACAACGUAUCCGUGAAGCUGAAGAAGCCAGGCAAGCAGAGCUAAUCCGGCAGCAGCGUAUCCGUGAAGCCGAAGAAGCUAGACUUGCGGAAGAAGCUAGGGUCAGGGCAGAAGAACAACGACAACGACAAUUACGAGCUGAAGAAGAAGAAGAAGAAAGAGCUAGAAUUGCUGAGGAAGAAAGGAUUCGUGCUGAAGAGGAAGCUCGCAGACGUGCCCUGAUUGAGGCUGCCCGACAACGCGAGGCCGAGCGAUUGACAAGGAUCAAAGCUGAACGUGAGGCUCAAAUUCGUGCUGCGGAGGAAGCAGAGGCUAGAAGGAGGGAGGCUGAAGAGGCUGAAAUGAGAAGAAGAGAGGCUGAAGAAGCAGAGUGGAGGAAGCAAGAAGAAGAGAGGAAGAGGAGAGAAGUUGAGGCCGCUGCUGCCGCCGCCGCCGUUGCUGCCGCCGCCGCUCUAGCAAAAGAAAGAGAAGAUAGACGCCGACGUGAAGAAGAAGAAGCCGAAGCUGCUCGUUUGGCCGCUGAAGAACUAAAACGACAAGAGGAGGAAGAGGCAGAACAAGCGAGAUUAGCAGAGGAACAGCGUCUUGCUGAAAUCCGAGAACGACAAAGGCUUAGACAAGAACGUAGGCGCCGUGAACAGGAAGAGCAACAGCGACGGUAUGAAGAGGAACAAGCUCGUCUGGCUGAAGAAGCUGAAAGGCAAAGAUUCUACGAGGAGGAACAAGCACGUUUGGCGGAAGCUGAACAACAUCGACAAUAUCAAGCCGAACAAACCAGACUUGCUGCUGAAGCAGAGGCUAGGAGACAAUAUGAAAUCGAGCAGCAUAGGAUUUAUGAAGAGGAACAAGCUCAACUUGCCGCUGAAGCCGAAGCCGAAGCACGCCGCCAAUAUGAGAGGGAACAAACCCGCAUCGCUGCAGAAGCUGAAGCCCGCCGUCGGUAUGAGGAAGAGCAAGUUCGUCUCGCUGCAGAAGCUGAAGCGCAUCGACAAUACCAGGCUGAACAGGCUAGACUUUCUGCCGAAGCUGAAGCUCACCGUCAAUACGAAGAAGAACAAGCCCGAAUCGCUGCGGAAGCUGAAGCCCACCGUCUAUAUGAAGAGGAGCAAGAUCGUCUCGCUGCGGAAGCUGAAGCACGUCGACAAUAUCAAGCAGAACAGGCUCGUCUCGCCGCUGAAGCUGAAGCGCGCCGUCAAUAUGAGGAAGAACAAGAUCGACUUGCUGCUGAAGCCGAGGCACGAAGGCAGUACGAAACCGAACAGCGUCGACUUUAUGAAGCUGAACAACACCGACUUUAUCAGAUUGAGCAAGCUCGUCUUGCUGCUGAGGCUGAAGCACAUCGACAAUAUGAAGAGGAACAAACUCGUCUCGCUGCCGAAGCCGAUGCUCGACGUCAGUAUGAAGAAGAACAAGCGCGCCGUCAGUACGAAGAGGAGCAAGUUCGUCUCGCUGCUGAAGUUGAUGCCCGUCGUCAAUAUGAAGAGGACCAAGCUCGCCGUCAAUACGAGGAGGAACAGGCUCGCCGCCAAUAUGAGGAGGAACAAGCUCGCCGCCAAUAUGAGGAGGAACAAGCCCGUCGCCAGUAUGAGGAGGAGCAAGCUCACCUUGCCGCCCAAGUCGAAGAGCGCCGACAAUAUGACCUUGAGCAAACCCGUCUCGUUGAGGCUGAACAUCGUCGUAUCUACCAAGAAGAAGAAGCCCGUCGAACUGCUGAAGCUGAGGAGCAAGAACACCGACGUUAUCAAGAAGAUCAAGCCCGUCUUGAGCAACAACGAUAUGAUAAUGCUAUGCGAGAAGAGUCCGACCGCCAACGUCAAGCCCAUCAAAUUUACGAACAGCAAACCCGAGAUGCACAGGGAGCAGAGCGAAAAUCUGUUGACGAACGCCGCAUGAUCGAGGAAGCUCAAUCUAGACAACGAGACAUCGAUGAACAUGAGGCUAGUGUUACCACUGCUGCUGCUCUUGCUGCUGCGACCGCCGCCGCCGCCGCCUUGGCUGAAAAGGAGCGCCGCAAGCGAGAAUCUCGUGAAGCUGCUCGUCUCUUUGCUGAACAGGAAGCCGAACGCAUCCGCAAGAUCGAAGAAGAGGAACAAAGGCUCGAGGAAGAAGCUGAAGCCCAACGCCAAGAAGAGUACAAACGCAUGCAGGAACGUGAAGCCGCUCGCAUUUAUGCAAUUCAAGAAGCAGAACGUCUCCGUCAAAUUAGAGAAGAAGAAGAAAGGAUUGCCGCUGAAGAAGCUGAAGCACGUCACCAACAGGAGCUUAUUCGCCAACAAUAUGAAGCUCAACAGCGACAAAUGGAAGAAGAAGAGGAGCGUCAACGACUCUACCACAUUGAACUUGCUAAUCGCGCGGAAGAGCGUCGUCAAUUAGAACUGGCUAAGCGUCGUGUCGAGGAAGAGAAUCUUCGUCGUCUUGAAUUAGAACAGGAAGAGCAGCGAGAAAAGGAACGCCGUGAGAGGGAUGCUGAGGCUCGGGAAGAACGGGAGCGGGUUCGUCGUGCCGUGGCAGAAAAGCGUCGCCAACAACAAGAAUAUGAAGCGCACAAGGCCCGUGAACGUGAAAUCGAACGACAAAGACAAGAAGCUGAAGCCGAGCAACUCCGACGAGAGGAACUUGAACGGCAGAGACAGCUAGAAGAAGAAGAGGCAGUGGCACUUGCUGCUGCUGAAGCUGCUCGACUUGUGGAGGUUGAAAGACAACGUCAAGAAGAAGAGGAACGUCUGGCGGAAAUCGAACGACAACGGCAGAUUGAAAUUGAGUUACAGCGACAAGCUGAGAUCGAGGCUCAACAUCUUGCGGAGCUUGCGGCUGCCGAAGAGGAGCGCGCCAGGCAAGAAGAACUCGAACGACAACGACAACUUGAAAUCCAACGACAAAAUGAAGCCAGGCUCGAACAAGAACGCCUUGCUGCCGAAGCUGAACAGAUCCGCCAAGCUGAGAUUUUUCACCUACAACAAGAAGAGGAAUUUGCUCGAAAAGCCGAAGAAGAACGUCUUCAUCUACAGCGCAUUGCUGAGGAGGAGGCCGAGCAUGCCCGCCUCAGACAGCUUGCCCUACAACGUGCUUUGGAGCUUGAAGAGCAGGAACGUGUUCGACAAGAAGAAGAGCGACUCCGCCAUGAAGAGUUCUUGCGACAACAGGCACUUGAAGCUCAGCGAAUUGAAGAAGAGGAGCGGAGACGUAGAGAGGAGGAAGAAGAAGAACGGAGACGUAAAGAGGAGGAAGAAGAAUUCUUGCGACGACAAGCCGAAGAAGCCCGACAACGUGAAGAGGAAGAGAGACUUACCCGCGAACGCCAAGAAGAAGAGCAUAAGUCGAGGAAUAAGUUGUUGUUUGGAGCUAUCGCUGGCGGUGCAGCCGCUUUCGCAGCUGAUAAGGUUAGGCGUCGCAUCGAGCGCGAAGAGCAGGAAGCUGCCGCCGCACGCCAGAGGGAGAUCCAAGAACAACAACGUCGGGAACGUGAAGAGCAAGAACGGAUUGCCGCUGAAGCCCGCCAAAGGGAAAUCGAAGAACAAGAACAGCGCAAUCGUGAGGAACGGGAAAGAUUUGCUCGGGAGGAAGCUGAAAGAGAGGAGCAGGCUGAAGAAGAGCGCCGCCGAAAUCGCCAAAUUCGUAAGAAGAAUAGAGCUCUUGGAAGACAGAUGUAUCAAGCUCGGGAUGAACAAGAAAAUACUUUUGCUGCUAUCAUCACUUCCCCAGAGGACGACCGUCGUGCGCAGUUUUCUAAUUUCAUGCAGAAUACAGCACUGGCGAGACAGCGCAUUGAAGCCGAACAGGAACGCCAACGAGCAGACGAAGAAGCAAGACUUAGAGCAAAAGAAGAAGAAGAAACCAGGUUAGCGGAAGAAGCUAGACUCAAAAUGGAAGAGGAAGCCAGAGGAAAACAAGUUGAUCGUGAAGCAGAAGGUUUAGCAGCAACGGCUGUCACUUCUGUCGAGCGAGAUGCGGAGUCUUCGUCUACUUCAGAUGACGAAUCAGACAGCGCCCCAGCUGAUGGCGAGGGAAUGUUUGCUUUCUUGCGUCGGAAGGGUGGUCUGGGUGCUGCCACGUCAGUAUUAGUCCCGGCUGCUAUAAUUGGUCAAGACUUGGCAGAGACUUUCAAACAGCGUCCCCCGUCGCCCGAGUUCCAAGCUGCAGAUAAGCCUAGUGUCCCAAGCUCUCCAACAAGCUACCAUAUGCCUGGUGGGUUUAUCGAUGGCGAAAGCUCUGACCGGGAAUUGCCUGUCGAGGAAGAAGAUAUGGCUGCAGCACCUCCUACAUCUGCAGUGGAAUCUGCCGCCGAGCCUGCUCUGCAUGAACCCAUGUCCGUGGAAGAGGAAUAUAAAGAUAUUAACGCUGAGGUACUUGCUGAAAUUGGAACUGAUUCUUCUGAGGCAACGCCAAUUGAAAAACCUCACGUUGAAGUCGAAGUACCUCUUGAGACCCCGGUUAUUGGUAUCGUGGAUAGGUCGCUGCCUGCCGAAGAGCCCGUGUCAAGAUUUGUCAUGCAGACCGAACCCGGAUUCCUGCAGAAAGACUUGGACAUCUCUUCGCUCAUCGAAGCCGCAUUAGCCACACCUAUAGCAGACGCUGAUUCUGUAGUCCCAGUCCCUGAAAUUGAGGUGCCGCAGCUCCCACAACCCGUCGCCGAGUCGGUUUCUGAAGCCCCACUUCUUGCCGCUGAGUCUGUUCCUGCAUCUCCGUUUAUUGAAGCAGAAGCUCGUGAAGGUUUGCCUCAACUUAGCACUGAAGAGUUCCCAGAGGUACCUGUUUCUGAAGCUGAGCGGGAGCUUAACCAUAUAGAGCCAUUCGCGCAACCGAUUGAACAAGAGGUUGAGGUUGUCCGAACACCCCACUCUGCCGCACAACUUCUUGGACUUGCCGCUGCCGCUGCCGCUACACACGCAAUCAUUGAAGACACCAAAGAAACAGAAUCACCAGUGCCACCAGUGGAUAUCCAAGUGUCUCGCGCAUCUACGCCUUCUUCCUCUGAAAGACAUAUUGAGGAGGAGCGGGAUGAACACGUGCUUGGCAAUCUAGGUUCUGCACCAGCGUCCGCACCAGCAUCUGCGCCGGCCAGCCCAUUAUUAACUUCUUCUGCGCCUCAUUCAGCCCCGUCGUCUCCUGAGUCUACUCCUGCUGAUAUCACUGAUUCUCCUGAGAUCGAAGAUUGGGCCCCGCGUCGUCGUGAUAGGCGUCGCAGGAGUGUUGACAGAACCGAUUUUAACCCACCUGCACUCCCGCCUAGUUUCUCUCGCAUUGAUACUGCAGAUUUCGCAGCAAUACAUGGAAUUGAAAUCGAACCUGCUAUUUCAUCAGAGCCAAGUCACCCUCAUCUGACACCUGGUGGGCUUCCAAUUCCCAAGCUGAUGCUCACAUCACCAACAGCUUCAUAUGCCGGUUCGUCGAGAGCACACAGUGAACAAGGCGAUACGUUUGAACAUGAAGAAGAGGAAGAGCAUCAACACAAUCAGGACGACGUACCCGAUGUAUUCGAAGACCAUCACGAAUAUCCUGCAGAUUUAGAGCGUGCUAUUGAGGCUGCACCUGUUGUAACUGGCGAUGAGCAUAUUGAACACUUCCCCGAACGGUACGACCUGCAACUACAAGAGUUUUCGGAGAAAUUUGGAUCGCCACAGGAAUCGGAACAUAUCAGUCCUGCUGGUGGGUCUCCCGAUGAUCUAAAACUGUUGAAUAAAAGCCCUCUGUAUAGAAUGUCUGGAUGGAUUGAUGCAUUACCUGUUCUGGCGGAGGAAAUCGAGGAGGAUGAAGUUCAUCAUGAAAGAGAAGGAAAAAACAAGGACAUGGCAGACGAUGAUGUUAUUGUACAAGAUUCAGCUAGCGCAUCUCGUGAGUUGGAGCCAUUGUCACCUGUUGGUCUUGGAAUUGAUCACACUGGUGCUAUCACCACGUCUGAAGUUGAAGGAAGAGAGCUACAAGAUCCUAUUGUUACUGGCGAUAUGGAUGAGGAUGUCGAAGAGGAGAUUGUGCUUGCCAAUGAACCAUCUUAUAUCCCCUCCACCGGAGACAUCCCUCGAUACCCUGUCGGCGACAUUGACAACCUUGAUAGCCCGGUGCCAUCUGGACUCCCGCCUGUUUCGGAGGACGACUACCUAGACACCUAUCAGUCUAGGGUGAAGGACUUGACAAAUAGCUUCCCUGAAAACUCCCACGACGACAAUGGUCUGCCCGUUGUAGAUGUGAACAAUACUCCUGAGAUCGACAAUAGUAUCGAGAGCCGACGUCCACACGGGUAUGUUCGGUCAAUAGCAUCCGACGAAGGAGGGGAGGAUCGAGGAUUAGAAGUUGUUGAAUCCGAAACUCGAAAAUUGGAAGAUACAGCGUCAGUUAUACCGGCUGAAGUUACAUUACCGGCUGAUUCUGGUAUCGUCCCUAUUGCGGAGCCGCAAACGAGAGUUUUGGAAGACGUAUUGGUUGAUGCCGAGUCUGCCGAAGCCCCAGAGAUUUCUCUGCCAAUUGAGGCUUCCGUUGCCAGGCCCUUCACACCUACAGAUGUUGGAAGCGAUCAUGAAGAACAGGUUCCAUUGCCAAUUAGCUCCCCUGCUUCGCCUGCUCCCACUUUGCCUAUUUCUGAUCAAAUCACCACUAUGCCAAUUACUGCUGAGGAGGUCAGAGAGGAAUCACCGGAAUUAUUGGCUAGGACGUUGCCUAUAGAUCAGGUUGCAACUGUGUCCCCUAUCCUUGCUGAAACUGUCACAGAGGAAGCCAAACCUUUGGAAGAGUCUGACAUGUCGCCACCAACCCACCUACCACUGGUUUCUGGAAAAGAAGCUUCACCAGAGGACUUCGCUGUCGAGGAACUACAACAGCCAAACGAACUUCCAAAAAAGCUGGUCGAGUCGCCACCACAACAGUCUUCACGGUUUUUCGGAAUCGGGUCAGGCUGGGGCCUACGAAGGUUUACACCACCAUCACUUUUUGGAGGUUCUCGACAACAACCCAAACCUGUUUUAGAUACCGCUGAAGCGAUCCGUCAAGACGCUGCAUCUAUAGCCGUAUCUGAUUCCAUCGACGUGGGAAGCGUGACUAGCCGAGGUUCCUUAUCGCCAACGAGUCGUUCAUUUAGGGAAGCACCAAUCGCAGCAAAUGUUCCAGCACCUCCAUCUAUUUUGGAAUCAAUUGAUGAGUCGGAGCACCUCAAAACUCCAACCAUGGCACCAAGAAAUGUCGCUGAAGUGGUUGAGCCCUCGCCUCUUUCCCCUGUGGUUGAGCCUGAAACACCUCAAUUUGAAGAGGCUAGACCAACAUGGGAUGAAGCUGCUGUAGAACAACUCCCUGGAUCACCUUCUCUCCGUUCGACAAUAAGGACACCACCUCAAAACUAUGGCGGUGCUAGUGUUACUGGAUUACCUGAGUCUCCAACCCAAUCGCGAACUCCUGCCGCAAGUAUGCGUGUGACCUUAGUCCCUGGACCAGAUGGCAAACUCAAACUUGAUAUUAGACGACAAGAACCGAGCAUUGCGCAACCUGUUCAACCAUCCGUGCAGGAGGAGCAAGCAAUUGGCCAAUACUAUUCGGCAUACCCGCAAGUUCCAGCUGAAAAUUAUAAUUUGCCUGCAUCCCCACCUCCGCCAUCCAUAGCGUCUAUUUCUGAGGCCACCCAUGGAUAUUAUCCACCAGUACCACCUAGUGUUAUGGAAAGUAUUCAUCCAGUGGAAGAAUUUGUAGCCCCGUCUUAUCUCCCUCGCCGGUCCACGAAGAGGUCCAUAGCUUCCGAGGCACUCACAUCCAUUUCUCAGUCACAAUCUACCCAACCAUUGCCAUAUGAGCAACAAGACGUGAGCCAACUUCCAGUAUCUCAAUAUGAAAGGCCGGUUUCGUCGGGGUAUAUCCCUGCUCAGCCACAGAUACUCGAGACUUACCCAGAGACCUACAACCUCCCCGCAUCACCACCGCCGCCGUCCCUACCAUCUGUUUCUGAGGCUCUUAACUAUCCCUCAGUGCCACAAAGUGUCGUGGAUUCACAUAUCUCUCUUGCUCCAUCUUACCCCCCGGUACUGUUAUCAAGGGGACCUCCUUCUUUUGAUACAUACGACCUUGCUUCGAAAUAUCCAUCACUCUAUGCACCACUUUCUACAGGCACUUCAGUUCCCGAGCCUCCAAGAUAUGACUUACCGGACUCCCAGCCAGCAUCUCUGGCCUCCGAGGCUGCUAGUUUUCCAUCUUUGCCACACACAGCUCAACAUUCGUCUCUACCAUCACAACAAAUGUCCCAACAACCUUCAUACAUGCCCUCACGUGCUUCUAGAAGCUCAAAGCCGCAGUAUCUUAGAGAUAUUCCCGAGACCGCUUCCGAGCAUCACCAAUCACUGCCUCAGUCAGCUUCUCAUCAAUCACAAAGUAUUCCUGUUACUCCAUAUUACGGCGUAGAUCCAUACACUACUGGCCUGCCAAGUUCCCCCGAGUACCUUCAACGAAGGUUGCCAUUGAGGAAAGAAACACCCUUGGGUGGGCGCAUUGAGCUCCCUGGAUCCCCAGAUCCCGAAGUGCUAAGAGGGUCUCCGGAGCUUAGAAGAGGAUCUAUUGGAUAUGCUCAUGACAUUCAACUCCCACCGUCUCGAAUUGGCGAACGGGCUUCUACAGCUUUCGAACCAGAUAGGCUCCAGUUGGCUCCAAUCGCAGUGUACCCUGCGGCCGCGGCUGAGCAAGUUUUAUCGACAUCUCCGACAUCUCCAAUCAAAAAGCCAAGAACACCAUUCGAGGAGUUCGGUGCAAGAUCUCGACAGUCACGGGCUCAAACGCCGCCAAUACAUCCCAAGUCCCCGUUCCAGGAUUUGUUGAAAUCACCGAGACGUGCUGCUGAGCCUACAUCUGAGUCUGGAUCGUCAACCCUCCCAAUUGUUGGUGAAAUUGAAGCAUUGAGCGACCUUUUACCUAUCGAUAAUGGCGAACUUGCUACUCCUACUGAAUCUCAAUUGGAAGCGUACCCACUUGCCGAGAAACCGUCCCAGCCGGAGGCUUACUCUAUAGAAAGGUCAAUUGAAGCAUCCGAGGCUACUGACACGGAGGCUUUCGAAACUCCAAGGCCUGGAAUGUCGCCGGUUUUAGAGAGCGACGAGGACGAGCCCUUCAACCCACGUGCGGUGCUACUUCAACUUGCCGAGCCACCGCAGGAAUCUACAACGCCAGCCCAAUCUCCGCCUCAGUCUCCAUCAAGUAUCCCAGUAUCUUCGGAUGGUAUAAGAUCAAUUACUGAAGAGAAGAGUGUACAACUGGAACCAGCGCCCACUGAGUCUGAAAUUACCCUAGAAACUCCCCAAGCUGUUAGCGAACCCAACGAAAAGGGAUCUGUUACUGAGGAAGUUACUAUACCAGUACCGGUGGACCAGGAAAAAUCGGAGACAGAGUCGCCCAAGCCUGCUGAACCCAAUACUAUAGCUGACGCGCAAGCCCGGGGUGGUAAAUGGUGGAGAUGGCCAUCUUGGUCGGCGCCACCAGCACAAACCACACCAACACUACCCCCACCUACGGAACCAGUUGUACAGACGAUUUCCAAGGAAGCGAAACCUGCAGUCGAGGCCCCAGCUUUAAUCGAGUCUGAGAAAUCCCUAGAUGCUGAUCUUCCAGUUAAAGAGGCAUCGGUAGUCGAAACAAACCUGAUUCCUGAUGUUCCAGUCACAAGAGAAUUGAACGAAAAACAGGUAUCCCCUGUGAGUGGCAUGAUGUCUCCUGCUAUGACUUCACUUCCCUUUGAAUCCCUUCCGCAUCGCCCAAAGAGUCGUUCCCACAUCCCUAGCGAACUCCCUUUAGUCAAGGCGGCAAGCCCCUUCGUUCCCCGCAGCGAACGAGUUCAAGUUGAAUCACCAAUUACCCCACGGCCUAAUCGCCCACGAUAUUCGUCAAUUGCGUCGGUUGCCCCAUCCGAGGUAGAGGAACCCGAAGAGUCAAAUCAACCCUCACCUCAAGUCAUCCGCCGGGCCCGAUCACCGUCUAACGCUUCCGCAUCCAUUUACGGCGACGAUGAGGCCUUACAACCACCGCCUAGUCCAGCUCUUUCGGCAAGAUCCACUCGAAGCUCUCGCCACAUGGAACGUGGUCGGCGUGUAUCUGAAUUGCAGUAUGCGGGAGACAUUUCUAGAGAAGGCUCUUUGCGCGAGCGACGUCAUUCCCGGCAUUCGGUUCUUACCGAUGAUGGUGAUUCGCUUCCUUCCGGGGCCCCACGUGAAGCUCGAUCGAGGUAUUCAGUUACUAGCGACCAUGGUGCACCCGAUGUCGUAAGAUAUGCGUCCUCGGAUACCACACACACACCAGCUGGGUCUGCGAGGGAGAAGCCUCGAUCUCGUAAGCCAAUUUUGCUCGAUGACGAGUCAUUUAUAUCCCCGCGCACUGAAAGAGACAAAGCGAGACGCCCAUCAAGCUCUAGACAUUCACACCGGGAAUUGCCAGAUGAAAAAGAAGAUAUUUCUUUGCUUUCGCCUGAAAUUGAACGCGGUGGGAAACAUAAAGAACACAAGGAACGUCGCCAUCGUUCCCGUAGCCGAGACAGUCGGGUCCAAGAUGUCGAAGGGUUCGAUGAUGCCAUGUCCGUCGCAUCCGCCAAAACCGACCGUAGCUCUCGCCACCGCCACAGAGAACAUAAGCACCGCGAAGACAAGGAGCAGAAGGAACAUAAGGAGCAUAAAGAUCAUAAGGAACAUCGGGAACAUCGGGAACACCGUCAUAGCCGUGAUGAAGAUGAUACCGCAUCACUUUACUCAAAUAAAAGCUCAAGACAUCGACAUCGAGACAGUGAUGCAGGCUCUAUCCAAGAACAUCGUCUUUCGCUAGGCGACAUUCCUGAUGACCAACAGUCUAAUAUUUCAUCAAGUAGUCGAAGAAGCUCCCAUCACCACCGCAGACAUCAUUCGCGUUCUAGUAGGCACGAGGAUGAUCGUGCUGAAACACGGACUCCAGCGAUUGAAGAUGAAGCGGCAGCUGUCUCGCCAACACGGGAUAGUAGCUCUCAUCGUCACCGCCGUAGUUCGAGUAGGGAACAUCGUCAUAGGCGCACUUCAACAGUAGCUGAGGAUGAACCCGACACUUCUUCCCAUCGGGAAAGAAGAUCGUCACACCACCGCUCACGGUCCUCAGUGUCGGCUCGAGAUGUAGAGGAAAUUGAACCACUUGAAAAGAAAUCUCGACAUUCGCGAACUCCUAGCCAUGAUAUCGACUACGGUCCUUCUCGUCUGACACCUUUGGGUAUCGCAACAUCUUCCCAGGCACCAGGUCAGAGAAGGGUUGGGUCCACACACGCCUAUAAUCCAGACAUGCUGUCGACUGCCUCUCGAGAAUCCCGCCGCCGCCGCCCCAGUAUCUCGUCAAUCUUCGAGCGUCCAGAAGAAGAAAGGGUGAUAACGCCGGCUCCCUCGAGAUCUCGGCCGCCCAGUGCUCUUUCGGAUCGUGCCAGAGCGCCCGAAGACUCUUCUGCAUAUACGGUAGAAAAGCCGCAGGUAUUUGAAGUUCCUCCCCUCAACAUGUCGGCACAAUCAUUGAGAGGUGGCGUACAGCUUGCUUCUCCUCCUACCCCUACUGCCCAGAAAGAAGAUCAAGAACAAAACCAAAAAAAGGACAACCCCACGGUGCGCUCAAGUUCCAGAAAAUCUGUUCCUAACGCUCGCAACGUGCAACAAUUAGAAGAAGAAGGUUCGCGACCUGUAGACCCAUUCCUUUUUCUCGAGUCUCCUAGUCCAUCUUCUGUUCCGCCUCCCCUCCCUUCAAGCUUACCUAUUCAAGAUGAGCCUUUUUUGCAAAGGCCUUCCCAUAGCCCUGCCCGCAUGAUAUUAGAUGUUCGGCCGAGACGAAAACGAGAUAUACACAAUUUUUUACGAACCUUCAAUGCAUCUGAAGAAAAUUUGUCACCUUACGAUCUUCCCCAAAUUCCCCACGACGAUGACGACGAGCGCAAUUUGUCUUUUGUUACUUCAAAUUUUGAUUUCGUACCUACAUACCCACGCCAUACCGCUCUUUACAAUUUACCACCCAUCCCAAGUAGUAAGGGUUCUAUUAUUUCUCAAAGGGUUUCUACUUCAUCGCCACCACAUCCAAGAGCAGCCUUUGUCGGUGAAUCUGAGCAGAUAAGCAACCAAACGCUGCCUGCCGAACUACACAAUAUUCGACUUCCAAGGAGUACCGUUGCUUCUCCACUCCCAGAAACCUUUUUUGAACAACCGCAUUCUUUCACUACGCCAAUUCUCCCCGCUGAGGAUAGACAUUCACCUAUUUUUAUACCAACACUCUCAAGUACUCCGAAUUUUGAUACGGAAGAAACCCUACGAACAAUACGUGAAACAGAACGCUUAGCCAACCUUCCAUACAAUCAAGUCCCACUUCCCGAUGACCGUGUAUCUCUUCCUGAAAGCCUCCCUAUAUUCUUGAGCAGGGGUUGCUAUUCUGAGGAUUUGCCAACGAGCCAUUCAUCUGUGAAAUCACGACCGCUAGAGGAAAUUGAGGCAGUAACGGUUGGUAUUCCGCUUGAACCAGCCUACGAUAGUGUCGUCCUACCAGCCUCAUGCGCACCGUCUGUUCAGACUGUUGCUCUGUAUGAUGAUGACCCAGCUUUCCCUUAUUUGCCAAUCAGUCGACUUGCGACACCAGGACCUGUCUUGCCGUUUUCAGUGGAGCCGUCUGAGGCCACAAGCGCGCCAAUUCAGGCUUCGGGGCUGGGUAUGGAUCACGCUUCUCGAGCAACUACUGGUAGUGACACUCGAUCUCAGGUACAACAGACCGAAGCCCAAAUUCUUUCUCCCGAAGGUCUGUUGCCUAACGCAAUUGCUUUACCCUCCGGACCUUCAUCUGUUACUACGGAUCGUUUUUUAAUCUCCGAUACACGACGGCCAAACUCCUUCAUGAACCUCAAUACAAAUUUCUCGGAAACUGCUUCACAUUCAAAUUCUGCUCUGUAUAGGGGUAUCAUAGAACCAGCCUCAAUCAUAGUUGAUACAGAAGACGAGCUACCAGCUUUGCAGAGCACUAAGAGUACUUUCUUUCCUCUCGAUAGCGAGGUUCGGUUUCUAGGAACGAAACACUUCGCCGUAACACAUAGUCUUCCGGAAAGCAGACCUGUAACGCCAACAAACCCUGCUGAUGUCGCGGAAGAGCUACUCGAGCGGAAAAAAUCCAUUGAGCAUGACUUUGCGUCAUUUCAACUUCCUCAAAGUCGGCCCCAGACUCCCGAGGUCGUUAGCCUACCCUUUUCAAUCUAUGAGCAGCCGUAUUGUCUGCCAAUCAGCCGUCCGGUAACGCCACCUCUAUGCCAUGAGAUAUCAAAACUAGCCGCGCAAUCAAGUUUCUCCGAAAGUGCGGCCCCGGAAAGGCGAACGCAGAUGCCCACGUCAACAAUUGCAAACGCUACAGAGGCACAUGGGUUGGCUCAACGGGAUGCCGAAGAGGUGCCGUUUGUGUUUCCCGUGCUCCCACGGAGCUUCGCUUCGAGCCCGAGGCUCUCAGUCCAAUCAUGCGAAGGUAACAUAUUAGAGCAGCAUGCAGAUGCACGUACAUCUCUAUAUUCUCCUCUUCUUCUCCCAGAGUACCGGCUGCCACCAGAAUCGCUGGGGAUACCAGAUAUCCUGCGAGAUUCUGCGAUUUACGAUCUCCCCGACAGUCUACCCUCCUCUUCGGAAUCCAUUGACAUCAAAUAUGGCUCAAAUAUGAAUCAAUGGUUUAGCUUCCCAGAGUCCGAUAGCUAUUCAACUUACCAGGAUGCGGCCCAUAUUCCCGAAGGUAUCAGCGCGUCCCCAGAAACCAGUUUUGGCCGUUUUUUGUGUCAAAAUUCUGGAGCGCCGGUCGACAAUGAGCCUGCCCUAAGUCUACCUCUUAGUAGGCGAUCUUCAUUUGCGCUUCCUGUCGGAACCGAACCUUUGCCUAUACUACCGUACAGCCGUCCUUCGUCAACCAUUUCAGUCUCUACGGCUAGUCGAAGUGACGCUCGCCCUGAGGUCGAAGUACCAAUAUUCCUAACGGAGAGAGAAAUCAACACCCAGCUCCCAGAUCCCGGUCCCCUAAAACCCAAGAGUCGCGAAAUUUUUGAGACCACCAGGUUUCCUGCAAAUGACGUGGCAGUUCUAUAUGCCGCAUCUGCAGGACUUGAGUCUGCAGGUUUACCCGGUAGCGCCCGUGCCCUGUCCCUGGAAGCCGAACCAAUAACUCGUGAGACCCAAUCACCAGUCGUCUUGGCGGAAGGCAUAGUCCUGCCCCACUCCCCAGCAGGGACUUCUCAUCUACAUUUCGCUCCGGGGAAUAUCGACAUUUCUUUUUAUUCUCUUCCAUCCCGAAACUUCGCAGAGUCUCAAUCGGAAUUCAACGCUCUAUCCAAUGCUGGGGCUCUUAAAACACCAUCUACCGUCGCGGACCAGUUCGCCUUACCAGCUGACGCCACUGAUUCCGUCAUUUCACUCGAGCCAAUAGGACAACCAGUCACGUUUUGCCCUGCCCUUCCAUCGAGCGAGUUCUCUGUACCCUCUGCUGAAGAUUGUGCAUACCCAGGGUCUGUAAAGCCGACAUCUGAAGCUUUUCUCAAUCAAUUGCCCGAUUCAACACCAUCCUCACCUAAGUUGGACUUGGGGUUAAACGUCAUUCCGCCUGAAACUUCUCACGGUUCCUCUACAUACAGCGCCUGGGAUGUCAAUUCUGAACUGGAGCGACCAAUAUCGCGGGGAUAUUCCAUUGGUACUCCUGCCAUUGCCGACUUACCAAAUCUUCCACCGUCGGUUGCAUCUUCGGUUGGACUUGGUGGAGUUGAAUUACCAAUCCAAUCGUGCCCUUCGCUCCCCGAAACCUUGAGAUAUGAUGCACUUCGAACGCCUACGGAAGAACCCGUCGAAAUAGUAGCGCCCGAACUCGGCCCGGAAUCCGUACCACUACCUCUCUCCGACAUGGAAUCUGAUUUAUCGCUUUCCGAGAUACGCCCUAAAGCCGCUGGGCUCCAUGCUCUUCCAUAUUCAAGGCCUCUCACACCGAUAUCUUUCGAAGGCGUGGAAGGUGCCGCCCUUCAGUUCCUAGGAUCGCCACAGUAUAUGCUAGAACUUCCAAUUUCACCAAGAUCUAUUCUUCCGCCAGCGCAUAGUGCUUCCCGGACGCCUUACUAUGAUACGCUCCCACCGAGUCAUCAGACAAGCCCUCUGCUUCUGCCCGUGAGUUUAGAGCCAUUGGCCCGUAACUUAUCCCAAGUGGAGACUCAAGAGCCUGUUGGUGGGCAUCAAUCAUCGGAAGUACUCAUCGAUACUUUGCCAAGCCUGCCAUUAUCCCCAUCUCUCCAAACCUUGAAAUCCUACGUGCCAGUCGAUCAACCCGAUAUUGCGUUGCCAAUUAGCCAGUCUGUUUCCCGCGCUGUUUCGUUAAUUGUUCUUAAUGGCGUUCCUACUACGAAGGCUGAUAGAGCUACGGAACCCAAGCCCAUUGAAUUGUCCAGUCUCCCAAACUCUCCGGCAUCCUACUUUAUCCCGGCUGAAGGUAUUACGCUAGGUCCGGGAGGCGGCUAUGGGUUUUAUCAUGAGCUUCCUACGAGUCGUGAAACCAGCCCUAUGGUUGCACCCAUUGCGGUUGUGGCACCUCUGCUACGCCAGAAAGCAAUUUCCGUCUUGGAGCUUGAACGAGAAGCAACUUUCGAAGAGGGUCAAACAGUACAAGCUGAGGUUUACCCAAUACUUCCAACAAGCCCUCUUACAAUUUUUGAGGCCGCUUGGGACAAAUCUGGUGCUGUAAAUGUUCCUCAAUUACCUCUCAGCCGUCCAGUUUCACCUUGCACACGAGGAGAACCAUCGCACGGGCUCCCGCGCGGCGUAUCUGAGGCGGCUGGACGUUCGGUUGACCACGAUGAACAAUCUCAACCUGCUUCGGGGCUUAGGGAAGGUGGCUGUCGCGAUAUGGAUAUCGAAAAUCCCGAUUUCGCAGCCGCCCUUACGUUACCAAACAGUCCGAUUUCGUCUAUUAUCGCAGAUAUCCGUGGCUUUGAUGUUAUCCCUCAUGCAGCUGGUUUGCCCGCUUCCCUCAUUAGAGAACCGAUGUUGCACAAAGCACCCUUGGUUCUUAAGAAUUGUGCAGAGAAUGCAUUUCAAAAAAAUCUCCCAGCGUCGGAGCCAGUCUCACCUCGGCUGCCAUAUCCUCAUAACGAUUUACAGCAUGACCUCCCGCCAAGCCGGCCUCCAACUUUGGUGGAAGUUCCUCGCGGUGUGGAUGAUGUUGUUGAAUCCGAUGACUUACGGAGUACUCCUCGCUAUAAUUUCGAGUAUCUUGGCGCUAACCGCAUUGGGGAAGCCAUCGCGCUUCCUGAAAGUCUUCCUCCCCUAUCCGCAAUUUUUGAAGAUAACCGUAACAAUUUGCCUCGAAACAUUCCGAGCAGCCGUCCAGAGUCCGUCUACGAAGCGAGCUCGCGUAUCGACAACUUCCAGCCAUUCGACUUGCCUCGUGAUGUCAAACUCCCGCACAGUAUCGCGUCGAGUCCGGCAUCCUCGGUUGUGUUCACAACUCAUUUUGGUGAGGAAACAUUUGGAUUGCCUGUAAGCAGAGCGGCGACGGAACGGGCCGCUGAAAUGUUGCCAAGUCCCCCGGUCCUGCCGAAAAUUAGCACGGAGAACUAUAGCCUGCGGGACGAUGAUUGUCUGGCCCAGGCUUUCGAUGCAGUUGAGCUUCCUUCAUCGGAACUUAGUUGGAACCCGAUCCAGACUCCACGAGAACGCCUGCGUCCCGUCGAUAUCAUCAGUCAAUAUACCUCGACGUAUGAGGACAGGCCAGGCCGCACGAUUAUUUUAGCCCAAGUACCAACAGCGCUCCCUGAAAGUCCGGCGCUACCUCCAAGUCUAAAAGACGUUGGUAUCAACUUAAUCCCGCCAAACUUUCUUGCUCUGCCAGCGCAGUCAAUCCUUUCAGCAGUUGAUCCUAUUAUUGAGGUACCCAUUGAAAGAGCUGUUACCGAAGAAGCUUUACUUGAACAUCAGCACAUUUUGCCUCGUUCGCCGGCAUCUUCAAUCCCGAGUUUCAGCGAUCGAAUCGAGGGCCACUAUGACAUAGCGCUUCCAGACAGUGCGCUCACGACAGUUUCUCUCGGGGCAGCUUCUGAGAUCGUUGAUCGUGAUGAGUCCGAUACUGCCGACACAAUAGUACCCCUUCCCACAAGUCCCAGAACAGCGCUAUCCCUUCAAUCAAUCCCGCAAGAAUCUAGUGAUGCAGAAUUACCCCGGAGCCCCUCAAAUUCGCAUUAUACCCUUGGUUUCGGAGCUGGUGUGGAAGCUGAAACUGGUGUAGUUAUGGACGGUCCAGAGCCUUGGUCUCCAGAAACUCAGUUACCUCGCUCCUUCGUACCUGUAGCGCUGCCAUCAAGCCACCUUAGCAGUAUUGGCUCGGAUGAAGAAUUGGAUUGUGCGCAGGCCCGUCAAUUGCCGCCUUCUCGGUCAGUAUCUGAUUCCGACAAGGAAAACAGAAGCCGGUCAACUCUACUCUCACCAAUGUAUAAGCAUGUCGUAGAAAAUGAUGUGGAUGUACUUCUUCCUGGAUCGCCUAGCUCACAGUCCUUCGUGUGGCCUACUGAUGAUGAUGCUGCCGAAGUUGCAUUCUCUCUCCCUCUCUCCCGCGCUCUAUCGAAAAGUUCUGUCACACAAAUUCAACUGGCUGAACCUCAAUCAUCUGUGCCGCCCAUGCCAAUUGCUCUGGAAGAUUAUUUCCCAUCACUUCCUCCCACUGUUGCGUCGACACCUGUUCAGCAAGAGUUCACAGUCCUCUGGGAGGCUCACCUGCUGCCUCAUUCGAACCUUGAUUCGCCUUUAGAUAGCGCAGUUGCAACACCCAUCACUUCACCAGUUCUUCUACCAGCCAUCGCUGUCACUUUGCCCCCAGUUCCAAAUAGUCCUACUUUUCGCGGAUCUGAACAUCUUCUGGAAUUGGAUAUUUCUCACGACCCACAUAUUCCUGUGUCCGCUUUCGAUUCCCCCUACAUUGAUCAGGCAAUUGGACUGGAUGCAGAAUCCGUUGUUUCGCUUGCGCCCAUCGACAAAUCCUUUACUAUCAACGAAGAAUUAUCCUCAUCUAUCUGUGGUGUCGCAACACUGCUUGAAAAUAUCCCUUUACCAGCUUCCCCCAUUCAAAGAUCUGUUGCUCCUGGUUUUUCUCUUGGGAAUAUCCAUCAUGAAGUGGCGAAUCUACCAUAUAGCUACCCCGGGUCACCAAGUAUUCUGCCCAUCGAGACAUCUCCAUACGAGAGCAGAAAUCCUCCCCACGAACCAUAUAAGCUGAGCAUUCCACUACAUCGAGUCAAUACUAACUUUCUUGAUCACAACAAUGAAAAAGACAAGAAAAGUUCAGUUCCUUCGGCCGUGGAAAUUGCUGAUGCCAAUGACUUUCUCGUCCAUGACACUCCAGAGCACGUCUCAAUGCCUUUGCCAGGCGCGAGCGAAAUCGACGUCCAAAACUUCUUGGUCAGGUCUCCAUCUACAUCGUCAGCCCAGGAACCAAUAUACAGGGAUCUCGAUAUUACAGAUUAUAUACUGGACUCGGACCCAAUAGCUGCGCAUAGCGAACGCAUGGACAGCUCGGGAUCCCUUAGAGGUGCCCUAAGUGCUAGUGUUUCUCAACCCGAGGAGUCCCUUCCGGACCAAGUAUCUUCUGCACGCCCUAGAUCUAUGACUUUUGAGAGUGGUAUCAAUAGAGACCUACCUAGAGCUCACUUUGAAAACGUUCCCCUACUUCCCCGGUUACCGAUGUCGACGGAUUAUGAUACAUUUUCCGAAGGGACUUCUCUGGAUAACGGAUCUGCUGGUGGUGUCCCUCCUGCAACAAACUUUGCGGGCAUACAGUAUGAAGCGCCGGUGAUUGAGGAGCCUGUUCCCGCUCUAUAUCUUUCAAGUCCUCAAGAUGCUGUCGAAUCAUUUGAUACGAGUUCAAUUGUCUCUGACCCACGAGAUUGGCUUGGUUACUCCGACCUGCCAGAGCUCCCUAGCUCUCCCUUGUUUGAGCCAGCAGCUAAGCCUGAACGCCCAUGGAACGAAUCCGUGUAUGAGCCUCCCCAAAUUCGGGAAAUGCAAUGGCCUUUAGAGGAUCCGUCUCACAUUAUUUCUUCGACACCACCGCCUGUAUGGACUUCCACAAGAAAGCAUGAAGCAAUUGAGGAGGAGCUUGAGAGUCGCAUUUCAACUCCAGAUACCACGGUCUCUGUGCCUCGUCCAUCGAGAGGCAUCACUAUUACCUUUCCAGAGCAUGAAUCCGAAGCUAACACUGAAACUAAUGUCAUUGAUGAAGUUUUCCCAUCAACUACUCCUCUACUACGGGAGAUAUUGUCGCCUUCAGAUGUUGAUGUCAUCGACGAAGUAUUCCCGCGAUUUGAGUCUCCCUCCACUAUGGAAGCUCGUAGGAGUUGGCGAAGAGUCUCAGAAACAAGUACAGAUAUCGAAAGUAGAGGUAGCCCCGAAGCUCGUGAAUCGGCAGGACUACUACCAUCUUACCCAACCGAAGUUCUCCCGGAGUCUCCCAUGUAUAGAGAUCUCUUGCCAGCACUAGAAGAACAAUAUACCCUACCCUCUCCCUUAGGAUCGAAUCCUACUACGAUCUCUUACAGUAGUCCAUCUACUCAGUUUUCUAAGCCACUCCCUGAGGUAUCACGGACUUCAUCUCCUGCAAUUACUAGAGCACAAUCACCCUCAUCUGAGGAAACUUUUGAUGCGUUUCAAGAACUAAUUCAGGGUGAUACUUUCAAACAGACAAGCCCCAGCCCUGGAUUACCCUCAACCUAUCAACGUGAUGAUGUGGAAGUGCACCUGCCAUUUGAAGAAUAUCAUCUUACUAGCGGUGCCGACUCUGAACUCGAAGCAUUUACCCCAAGGAGUCCUACCUGGACAAGUAUCCAUGACCAACGCUCGCUUGAACGGUUACAACCCUUCGAUGAAGGGUUUUCGGAUGCCGAGGAAUCACCAGAGCCGCCUUGUAUCCUUCCUCCUGAGUCUCCAACCUCAGAUGGCUUCCCAAAAGUUGAAAUUGGAUCAUCACCCCUCCUCUCCACUGAGGAUGGUCACGCCUUUGAACAUUCCCUUCCUGGUCAAGCUUUCAACGAACCUUCAGCUUCCCCGUCCCCAAGGCAAUAUCGUAUCGUCGAAGACUCUUUUAUCCCGGCACAUCCUACGACUCUAGAACAAAGCCCAAACUUCCAACGUGAUAGUCAAUUAAACAUCCCCGUGGUUACGGCGAAAUUUGAGGACGAAGGCGUUGAGUCCGACUACUAUAGUGAUAGUGAUGCUGGCUCCGAUUCAGAACUUUACAGACCCACUUCCCCUCCAGAGAGUAUUGUCGGUCCUUCAAAGGUGGUUAGAUUUUCGGAAACCCAUGAACUCCGUGAAUACGUUCCGGAUGAUGGAGAAACCAGCCCUGUGGAAUCCGAUACGUGGUCUGUCCCUACGACUGCUGGUAGUGCUAAGCUGAGGCGUGUUCGCGAUUCAAUGCCAAUCACUGAGCCAGGAAACCCAUGCCUCUCUCCAACUGAUAAAACCCAACUCACAAGAGAGCUCACUGAUCUUCCCGGCGAAAGUUUUGGCCAGAGCAGAGAGAUCCCAGAUGAUGAUCCUUCGACAUAUUAUACACCCACUUCCGCUGCUCCCUCUGGUCCGCCACCGACAUACUUGCCAGAAGAAGCGUCGGGAGAUGCCACUACCCUAGAAACAACCGGAGAAUCUUCGAUCGUUAGUGAAAAUACCCCAGCGCGACGAGUUUCCGUUCCUAGUGCCUCGCAAGAGGUUCCGAAAAAGGUCCCUAAGACUCGCCAAAGGAACUCGGUUGCUGAUAACACCGCCAAAACUAAGGGAACUCCAGAUCAGCAGAAGGAAGCUAAAACUACAGGUCUUCGUGGAAAUUUCUUCCUCCCGCCUCUUUUCAGGCCGUCUGCAUACCAAAAUGUGGCGAAAAAGACGAAGAAAUCUACCCCUAAUAAUGAAGUUACCCAGUCAACUGAGACAGGAAUGAUUGAACCAUCGGUUUCGGAACCUCGAACAAGGGAGCUGGUCGACAUCGAAGAUAUCUUGCCGCCUUCGUCUCAGGCGCCAGCUCUAAAGACUACGAUAGAGCCAGCCGUCGAAAAGACCUCCAAACGAAGAGCCUCUGUCACCGCAUCCUCGAAACAGAAGCCGCUAGCCAAUAAUGUUUUGAUAACCGACUCAGUGCCCUUGGCGAAGCCUAAAGAGCAAUCGGUCAUAGCUGCCCCAGAAACGGUAUCUCACAUUAGCAAGGAGGUCGUGGAUAUUGUCCCGCAACCGCAACCGAAAACUGCACCUCCAGCCACGGAACGCUCACGGAAUAUAAUUUUGGAUCCGAAGCCCACAGAUGCCCCGGUGCCCGCAAGGAGGGUUUCAGUUGCUAAGCCUAAAGUCACCUCUCCUACUCUUAAAGACGCCAAGAAGCCUGGGUCUCCUAUGGUAGAUGAUACUUCGCGUGAGAUAUUCGCAGCUGAACUACUUACUUCCAAUGAAAGUACGAAGCCGAUAUUGCCUACAAUCAAGACUGCACCACGCAGGUCAUCCAAAUCCGAACCAUCCAUAUCUAAACCUAACGCCCCUCUGAAAUCUCCGAUGGUUGGUCUUGGUAAAGCCUCCUUUUUCGACAUUUUCCCUACGGCUGAACUACCGAAGCUCAAGAACGUCAUCGUGGAAUCUUCACCUGCAACUUUUUCUGAAACUACCCCCGCUGACGCUGUGAAACUGGUUGAUGCGAAGGAUACGGCUAAGCUGAAAUCCGCUGUCACUGAAGUUGUUGUGCCCAAAGAUCUAGUCACGCAGCCAACCGCGCUCACGGAGGCCACGAAAUCCAAGUCUCCCGUAGUAGAGACUUUGCCACCAAGGUCCCGGAAGACGAGUGUUACUGCAUCUAGAGAAUUACCUCAAUCCAAAGCCCCAUCCAGUGAAAUCACCUCCCGAGAAGUCUUAGAACCUAAGUCACCCCGUGUCAAGGACAUACCGAAUAGUCCGUUAACUGAAGCUAUCCCUGAGAAAAUAUCGAAGCCUAAAGCUUUAACCGUGGACAAAGAGGCGGAACGAAUUCCUUCAACAGCUCGAGCAGCCAUCGCUAUUGUACCGAUUACUCGGAUCGCCAAAAAUAUUCUUGACUCUCAUGCCAAGCCCAGCCGAGAUGCUGAAGAAGACCGACGGAUAUCACGAGCAUCAAAGAAAACUGCACCUGCCCCUCGCAGGCGUAGGUCUAUCGAUACAAUUACUUCUGCGCGUGACUUGGUCGACAGAAAUGAAGUGAAGGAGCACAAGCUGCCAAAUUUACGGAAAGAGGCACGGCCGCGAAAACCCCUAGCUCGGUCUGUAUCUCCACAGCGUCGGAAGCCCCUGGCCCGGUCUGUUUCUCCGCAGCGUCGAAAACCGGCCCCAGAGCCGCCAACCCCCCUCCUCACUGAUAUAAGCUCCAAACGCCAGGAAACGGUAAAGUCAAGGGAUGCAAUGCGCACUGAUUCCCCUAAAUCCGCGACAACACCGUUGUUUCCCGCAAUUGCUUCUUGGUUUUCCAGGAAUGAUAGCCAGCAAGGAGCCGGUAAGAAGCCCGCAAGGUCACCGAGCCCUGUGAAGCCCGAGAAAACCUCUCGCAGGAGUGCGCUACCAUCACCCGAACGGAAGUCUCGCACCACUGUUCCGACGAAGUCGCCUAGACCUCGCUCAGAGUCCCCAAUCAAUCGAACACGUAAAAUCGAGCCUUUGCCAGAGAAGUUGCCUCCUGUAAAAACUCCAAAGCAACGAUCCAAACCUCGAUCCGUGUCGCCGGUCAAGCGAACCCCUACGGUGGAAUCAUCAUUCGAAAGACCAUCUACGAAAAUUACUCCAGUCCUAAAUGAGAUUUUGCCUGUGAAAGCUCCCGAGAAGCUACCCGAGAAACCACUAGCCCGAUCUCCCGAGAAGUUGCCUCUAAUCGAAACUUUGAGGUCCCGACAAAAAGCCCGUUCAGUCUCGCCAAAGCCGCACAAAGCUCGAUCAGUAUCCCCAGGGCCUCGUAGAACAAAAUUCACGGCUGACAAGAGGACAACAGAAAUUGCCCGAGAAGAGAUUGUAAAGGAAGAAAGGCCCCAUCGACGGCGCUCAGAGUCUCAUACUAAAGCAAGCUUCCUGCAAACAGCGUUUGAAGCUAUUCAGCGAAGCCAGGAACGAGGUCGCAAGCAAGAGCGAGACCUAGCAGUCGCUGAAGUACCCCUACCAGUGGAAUAUCUCCAAUACAGUUCUAAGAAAAGCGAUGUCUACCAACUUCCAGCUACCUUCAAUCCAGCCAAAAUAUUUCGAGCUUGGUCUCAAUCCCCGCCUCGUGCUACAGCCAUAGCCUCGCUUCCCCCAACGCCACUCGUUACCGAGCAACCAAAAACGAGAAGACUGCACAAGGAACUAUCACCGAGAAGACCAGCAAGGGAACCUUCUCCUACAAGACUAGUGAAAGAGCAAUCUCCUCGAAGGCCAACAAAAGCACCAACUCCGACUGGGCCAACGAAUGCAUCGUCCCCAAGAGAAUUUGGAAACGCACCACCUUCGAUCGAGCUCGGAAAAGAAUUGCUUCAAAUCCCUCCACAGGUUCCAGAAAUUCCGUUGGUACUAGUUAAGCCGGAAUCCCAACCCAAGCGUCACCGAAAACGGGAACGCCGACGAAAAUUGCCCUUCCGAGCCUCUCCAUCUCUUCGACAAGACUCAAUACAGCGCUCCAAAGCUACCUCUGCACAACAGAUUGUUCGUUCACGCCGGCGCAUUCGCUUACCAGAGCCCACGGAUGUAACACUUAUCCCAUCUGACGACAAUAUCGAGAACUCCCGUGAAUACAUCCAUCAGCCCGACGCUACCCCAACAGAAAACUCAUCCAGCUAUGAGGUCGCACUGAAACCCGAACAUCCGCGAUACAUUCCUACGCAUGACUAUCUCCCAAGGGAUAGUUCGCAAAACCUAGGAUCUCCUAAGCAGUCACAUUUGUAUGAGCCGUUCGACCCAGAAUCUCCAGUCGCCCAGCGCCUGGAAGAAAAAUCGCCCGAGAAACAACGAUUUGAAGUUGAACUAGAGCGUGCAAGUCGUCUAGAUCGCGAGCAACGUGCUCUCGAUAUCCUUGAACAACAAGACGAAGAUGCCGCCGCUAAAGAACGUCAGAGGUUGUACCUGCUCUAUCAAGAGCGGGUGGACCGAUACGAACGAGAACAAAAACUGUUCAACGAGAUGGGCGAAAAGGAGCGUUACGACAAUGAUAUGUUCCUUUACCAGCAGUACCUAGUCCAAAGGGAGCAAGAUAAGCGAUAUGAAAAGGAAAUUGAGCUCCGAGACAAGAAUCGACAGGAAGAUAUGAUUUUAGCAAUUGAGAGGAAGAAAGAAGCAGACCGGAAACGGCGCGAAGAGUACGAAAAUGAACGCCGACGUCAGGAAGAAGAGCGGAAAAGAGAAUAUGAACUCGCUCAAGAACGCGCCGCUUUCUUGGAACGAGAGCAGCAGCGAAAAGAAGAAAUCCGACGGCUUGUACUUGAACUCCAGCGACGGGAAACCGAGCGCGCCGAGCUUUUGGAGCAGCAGAGAAUCAUUGAAGCACAACGCCAGGCUGAAAUUCAAAGACUCGCGGAUGAGAUCCAAAGGCGCGAAGUUGAACGGAUCGCAAUCUUAGAGAGCAACGAGAUCGCUGAGCAGCAAAGGAAGGAAGAAAUCCAAAGGCUAGCCGCGGAGAUCCACAAUCGAGAACUCGACCAUGCAAUCCUUCUCGAACGGAAGGAAGACAAAGAGCGUGCCAAAGAAUCGGUUCGUCGUGAGGAGCUUGAGCGCGAAAUUAUCGAGACGAGAGAGCAACAAACCGCCCUUGAGAACCAACGGAAACUUGACCGUGAUGUUGAGCAAGAAAGCCGUCGAAGACGACUGGCAGAAGCCGCGGCUUUGCUUUCUUUAGCUGAAUCAGCUUCUGGAUCAGAUGUCGAAUCCUACGAAAGUUCCGCCGAUAGUCCCGCCCCCAGCAAAUACCGUUUCUCAGUUGUGGGUGUCGAUGACAGCCCGGAACACCACCGCCUGCCCUACUACGACAGAGCCUCGCUGUUUCACGUAUCUUCAUACGCAGGUUCUGUCAGAUCUUCUGUUUCGUCACACAACUCUGAUUUCCAACAUUCAAUUCUUCCCCGGCCAUCGCGCGAAAGUUUGCAUUCAAUCGCAUGGGCUGGACAUCGCCAAGUUGAAGAUAAUCGGCGGGAAUCACUACUAAGUCUUGCGUCGUGGUCAGAGGAUGGGACACCAAAAACGAGUCAAGACGGGUUCGAAUUCGAUGAUAGACCGGAAAUUGUACAUGAGAGAACCGGCUCUCUUGAAUACCCACAAACGCCUACGCGAGAACCUUUAAUGGGACUUGGGAUUUUUACAGAUCCUGUUACUUACGACAGAGAUGGAAAUCCGAUCCCCCCCAUCGGGGAUAUAUUAUAUGACAAAGACGGAAAUCCUAUCGAAGCCGAGAGCGAGCCCACUAUUGGUCCGGCAAGUGUCAACAACGUGGUUGAACUCAACGAACCACCGGCCCCGCCUAUUGCAGGUCGCCUGACGCCAGAAUCCCAGACUGUACAAGACUUCCUAUUUAUACCCCUUCCCGUAUCGCCCUUAGCGUCUCCAGUCUUAGCUCCGCACUUUACUUUGCAGAUUCCAUUUUCGAUUCAGCUACCACUUUCUCCAAAAAUUUCCCCGAAGAUUUCUCCUAUCAUUCCAGAGGUCGAGCUGCCACUCACAAAAUCUAUCUCGCCGCCGUUACCCUUGCCGGAACAAUUGCCCAAUAAGAAUGAAUCACUAGAAAUACUAUCUGUGGCGAGCUACAUUACCGAGCCGCUCCCCCCUCGUCAACCAGAGACAAACUUGCCGGUUUCCCGUCGUGCAUUCAUCAGUGCACCUCCAGAUGGCCAGCUUAGUGAUACCUUGUCAGAGCCACUGCAGGAGGACCACGUAAUAGAAGCAACAGAAAAUCCAAGCUGGCAGCCAAUACUUAACAGCCGCGCUUCUUCGCCUGCCUCAAUUCUGCCUGGCCACAAUGCUUGUGGUUCAGUUCAACUACCUUUCUCAGAUAUCGCUUCAGAGUACACGUUCGGCCUUCAAGAUCUCGAAACUGAAGUGCAAUCCCAAUUGCAGGUCCACGAUGAGACCCAAUAUCUGCCAGAAUACCUCCCCCCGAGCAUCGCUCCUUCCUUGUAUGGACCAGUUACUCCCGUUGCUGAGGUGCCACAGUUCACCCUUCCGAUUAGCAGAGCGGUCUCCGUUAAUACCUGUGGAAAUGAAAUGGAAGUUGAGUCCCGUCCGGCAUUUGAUUUCGAUGAUUUCGACGAUUACCUUCCAGAGAGCGACAGCGAAGCGUACGAGGAAAUUGACAAUAUGUUUGCACCACCCUCGAUCGCGCCGCCCAGGCUUCCAGAGUCGCGGGUAUCUUCAAUGUACUCUCUUCACGAUGCCUAUCUGUCCGCCCCUAAGUCAAUUGCUGUGGAUCCGUUACCUGAGGACAGCGAUGAUGAAGAUAGUCUUGACAUCGAGCAACUUGGGCGAGGAAUAUGGGAAACCGUAUGUUCACUGCCAGGGUCCAGACAAGAGUCCGCCUAUCGUAUUCCGCUAGGCGCCGUAUCCCCUCGCAACACCGAAGAGCCUCACAAUUUGCAGCUACCGUCUCCCAGCUCCGAAGGCAGUGGCGAGUACCUCUUUGUCCAAAAAAGAAGGGGUAGCACCGUGUCCCUGCCACAUACUGUCAAAGAAUCAGAGUACCAAGCCAGUGAUGGUGUUCCCCCGACCCGCGAGUUUGAUGAUAAUUUGCUACCGCCACAAACAGAAUCCUUGCGCUCAGAGGCAUCAACAAUCAGGCUGCCAGGCGGAAUAGUCAACCAAACAACCUUCGAUGCGCAGUUACCUGUUUCAAGGGCUACUUCUGAGUAUGAAAAUCCAACGAGCGACAACGACGUUAAAUCUCUAUACAGUCUACCAGGUUUGCGCGAUGGUGUCUCUUCGCCCUCUCUGGACGAGGUCUAUAUUCCUUACUUGGGGCUUGGUCUAUCACAGAUACCAACUUCGAGGGCAACUUCGCCAUAUGCCGAAUCUUUAGCGCUAGCGCGUACUCUUUUCGGAGAUAUCCCUGGCCUUCCUCAAAGUGAAAACAUGUCUACAGAUUCUCGUCUCUCUAUCGACCAGACUAAUUUAGUAAAGGAGUUACCACUAAGCAGACAAUCAUCGAUUUUCUUUCAGCGGGCACCAGAUUACCCGACCGGUUCCGAGGACGAUAUCCCUUCGUUUGACGAUAAUGAAAGCAGGCCUUCCUCUUCACAUACAAUCAAAGCCACUAGCCCGUAUCAAAGCAAUGUCCACUUACCGAUUAGUAGGCAGUCGUCUCUCUAUCUGCACGAGGCAUCAACCUCCCAAAAUCAGCAAUCUGAAGUACGAAAACAAGAACCCACUGCUGAUCUUCCAGAAAGCCGGCCGACAACCUCACAGACCUAUCGGUGUGCAACCGACGACUACGAUACCAGGAAUUUGCCACUCAGUAGAACUUCAUCAGCUUAUUUUGAGGAGGCAGUUCAUUCAUCUUUGGAUCCAGAGGAAGACAGUGCACCAAGAUAUCUUCCUGAAAGCCGGUCAACAACAUCUCAUACUCAUUAUGCUCACGGAGGUCAUCAAAGCCGAGGUUUGCCAUUGAGUAGGGCAUCUUCAUUUUAUCAAACAGACGAUGAAUCAGAAGAAAUGUUCCUGCCAUAUUCCGAACAACCGCUACCUCGGGAGCUUCUACAUAGCCAGCCGCCAACGUCAUACGUCCUAGCGUCACCUCACGAGCCCAGCCUGUAUCCGCAACUAUCGCUCACUCGUUCGACUACGCCGAAAAUAACAACAGAGGAUGAAGAGGAAAGCGAUUUGACUCCACGACCAUCGCCUCGCCGAUUACCCCGCGACCUUGUAUUGCCAAUAAGCCAGCAUCCAUCCGCCACAAGUCUCCGGGAUAAAGAGGCACCAAAGCAAAGUCGCGACCUUCCAAAGAGCCGUCCAACAUCUUCCUACGCAGAUGCUCCAACGCCGCUUCCCUCUAAAACCGUGUUUCAAGAAGCGUUUAGCGCUACGACUAGUCCAAAUAUCUCGCCUUUGAUUGGCCCGCCUUCCCAUGCGUCACCAUCCCUGCCAUCAUCCAGCCCCAAAAAUGCCUUGGCAUUAAUCCCACGCGCGGCCUUAGAGCCCGCCAACGAGGGCGAGCCCGCAGAUAGUCUACAACCUCCAAGAAUCCCGCGUGACUUCAAUUCUAUCACACCUAACGAAAUCGAAGAGCCUGGGGACACGGUCAGCGUUUUCUCUCCCCGCCACGUAUCAGUAUCCCCGCUUUCAGGUGUAUCCUCCCUUCGCUCAAGGCGCCCAUCUUCAGGGACCCAACGACAAAGGCAACGGCGCCGACUCUCUAUCCAAGAGUAUGCUCAGGGAGCUCUUGACAUCGCCACAUCCGAGAAAGAGGUUCUCGCGGCCGCAGGCGUCGACGUUCAUUUCGACCAGGAGACUGGAACGAUCGAAGUUUCAUGGUCAGAAGAAAAAUUCGGAGAAGCGCCAACUGUCGACAUCAGUGUUUACUACCCCGAAGACACAGACGGCUCACUAGACAAUAGCGACCUUUCACGGCCCUCCAGUGUUGUCCCCUCCCCGACAUUCAACGACUACAGCCUUGAAGAUAGGCCUGCCCCAGUUGAGGCCAGCACACGUGCAGACGAACGGGAUCUUUUCUUUUCGCCAGAGCUAGGGCCUACCGACCUUCCUGCGCCAGUUCCGAAGCUAAUACGGCCAAUUAAUCGCAACCUUUUCCCUGGGGCGCAGUCUAAUAUUCGCGGAAUCGGACUUGGUAUCGAAGGCCUUGAUACACCAUACAGAGAAACCUCACCGGUCCCUUCCAAACCAAAAGCAUCCAAGUCCAGCUCCUUGCCUAACAGGAGAAUACCUCUACCGGCUCUUGCUAUACCUUCUACAGCUGAAAGUAUCUACUCUGAGGUAUCAUCCGCACGUUCGUCGACGAUCUCACUCUCUGGCGUUAGCUCGGUAUCACCACUCGAACCAGGUAUCGAACUUCCCCCGCCGUCACCGAUCCAGCAGCUGCCGCCUUCCAUCAAGCCUUCCCCGGUAAAAGCUCCACGUCGUCCUCCAAUCCGUCGCGAUACGUUCACAGAAGCGGACAACAAAGCGCUUUCGCUACUCUUUUCAGGCAGCAGCACCUCGGCAGGUACUACUCCGACUCCAACUCAGAAAGCCCCACAGCCUCUUUCCCAGUAUUUCCAGAAGAAGUCAAACCCAACAAGCCCAACUCCUGGGCCGUCUUCCCAACCCCGUCAGACUCCACGGUCGCGAGGCUCGGCUGGUCGAGGUUCGGCUGGUAGACGAAGUGUCAAUACUAUUCAAGGGGCUUACCCGUCCCCUGAAACGUCACCCGAACUCGCACCGCUAGCUAAAUCUCCCGAAACUGCGAAAACUACUCCUCGCCUUCGUCGGCUGUCCACCUCGGCUGGCUCUGCCGGUCGUAGCUCAGGCAGGCGGUAUACCUCAGUUGGAGCGGACCUUGAACCCCUAAAGGAGGGCGUCGCUGUUAUUCCUUCUGCUAUUGUUGACACCGGAAGCUCGUCAAAUACAACUCCUCGGCCAGGCAGCCCCAAAGCAACCCCACCAAUCUUGACUAUCCUCAAGAAACGAGGAACUAUGGAACCGUUAAGGGAAGAGUUUCGAUCUAGCGUGGAAGGCAGCAUCUCUACGAUAACUUCCCCAACUCCUGUUCCCAGACCUAGAAACCAAACGCCGAACACCCGUGCCCGUGCAGCGUCCAAUAUCAGUUCUCCAAAUGCAAUGACGACCCCUGGUUCUACGUUUCAAUUUGAUACACCCGCAAUUCCCAGUGGUUCAAGAAAAGGAAAAGAAAGGUCACUGGAGUAUGACAACAAAGAGGUUUUUGAGGCAUAUGGGGAUACUUCUGCCAUCCCGAUCUCGCCGGAGCGGCCAGUAAGCGUGAACAUUCGCAAGCGUCAGUCUCUUCAAAUGUUGGAUCUUGAAACCCGGCUACGGACCCUCAACGAGCAAAAUUCACAACUAUCCGGUGAACUGGCACGAUUGCAGCAAGAUUCUAACACUUCUUCAAAGAAAAUGGAAGCUGUGGUUUACAAACACCUCCAGGAACGAUCCGCCCUCGUCGAAGCUCUUGAAAUCAGAUCCCUUGCAGUUAGCGAGCGUGAGAGCCAGAUUGAGACGCUCAAGAAAAAUCUGGAAUGGUACAAGCAGGAAGAUGACAACUUGACGCAGCAAAUCCGACAGCUUAGACUCAAUAAUGAACAGCUUAUUGCUACCGAAGCGACUCAACGACAACAAUAUGAGAGAAAGAGGGAACAACUUCACAGCCUAUCGCAGCAGCAUUCCGACCUUCAGGAACAGUAUACAGCGCUAAGCUCCGGCCUGAACGACAUCAUCAACCAGCAGGUCGCCACGGUAACACAGGCCAAGGAUACAGAGAUUGAGAAACUUAAGCAAGAACUGGCAACUGCGAAGAACAAUGCAAGCAAACUUCAAGUCAAACUAAACGCGAUGAACCGAUAUAUCGAUGCCAAGGAUGAAGUCUUCUUUGCCAGAUCUUGCGGCCACUUAUUCAAUGCCGUUCAGCAAUGGUGUGUCAAAUUCUCAAAGUUUUCUGACAGCGCUAGCUGUGUCGAUUUCGACGCCAUUACGAAUGAGAGUGUCAAAGAUCUUGUGGAAAGUGUUGUUCUUGAUGGAAGCGAUGUUAGAGCGAUGCUUCGGGACCGUGUCAAGAGAAGGGAAAUAUUCAUGGCAAUGACGAUGUCUUUGAUUUGGGAGUUGAUUUUCUGCCGUUACAUGUUCGGGUUGGAUGCGGAGGAAAGAAAGAAGCUCAAGUCACUAGAAGAAAAACUCAAUGAAGUUGGCCCGCCAGCCGCGGUACAUAUGUGGCGUGCUACGACCUUACAGCUAUUAUCACAACGACGUAGCUUCCGGGCUGCUCUACCAGCCGCUACCGAGCCAGUCGUCCAAGAGAUUUACCGCACACUACACAGUCUGCUACCGCCACCCGGUCACCUUCAACAGCAAGUUGUGGACUCGCUCCGCACUAUGGUUAAUCUUGCCGUCACGCUUUCUAUUGAUAUGCGUACCCAGCGAGCCGAGUACUUUAUGUGGGAAGCUCCGGACAACAGUAUUGGCAAGCCUAUCGACUUUGUGGCCUUGCGCAUGAACAACAGGGGCAAUGAAGGGUUAACCAAUGAGCAACUUGAAAAGAUGGGUGCUAUGGUCAGGGUCGUUUUGUUUCCUUUAGUGACAAAGAGAGGUGAUGAGAAUGGGGAUGGAUAUGAUGUGGAAACUGUUAUCGCGCCAAUGCAGGUUCUUGUCAGCAAGCGCCCGACAAGCACUAUCAGUGCAAGCUCUUCGAAGAGAGUCAAGUUGGAUCAGCGAACGUCUCGUUAA